CGUUCGAUUAGCGGUAGCAUCCACUACAGUUUCAGACCGCAUCCCUCGUGAUCUUGCUACGGAAGGAGCCGGACAGCGAGGGCCCCCUGAAAUGCUGAGGGAUUCACGGCGAUGGACGGCACUAGUGGGGCCCUUCGCUUUCUGGCUCUGGUACGUUCUACGGCCGCCGCUCAUGUUGCCCUCGGGAUCGGUGGGCGCGGCAGACCGCUGCGCCAUCUGGGCGGGGCGCGCGGAUCACGCCCUGGGCCAGCUCGGCCCCGCGUACGUGGUUCCCGGGGAGCCGGCAGUCGCCCCGCUUGCCCGCGACGGGUCCGCUGGGCGGCGCCAUGCCUCGCCGCGGCUGCAGGCCGCCGAGGUGGUGCCCCCCCAGCAGGAGGCCCCCGCUGCGCUCGGCAGCGCCCCGGAGGAGCCAGGAGGCAGCCUGCCAGCCGUGGGGGAGGACGAACGCGGCCCGGACCAGGACGAGGACGUGCCGAACCUCCUCACGCUCGGGGUGCACCUGCAGGCGCUGCAGAAGGAGGACCCCGACAGCGUGUUCGUGGUGCGUGGGAUCCACGUGCUGGGCUUCGAGUCCCCGCAGAUGUUGAUGGCGCACUUCUCGACAUUCGGGGAGGUCGCGAACGUGCUGGUCUCGAAUUCCAAGGUGAAGCCGUACCGCAGGAGGUCGGCGAGGCAGUGGCGGAUCCGGCCGGGGGGCAUCGGCUUCGUCGUGAUGGCGGACGCCGCGAGCGUCGAGCGCGUCCUGCAGGCGGGCUCGCAGCAGAUCGUGGGUGGAAAGAGCGUCGUCCUGGAGCCCUUCAAGAUGAUCGCGGCCAAGUCGGGCUCUAUGUCGACUGUGGACGUGGCCCGCGACGGAGGAGCGCGAUCCGACAGCACAGGAGAAGAGCUGUGAAUGCAGCGGUGGCCCAUUGCUUCGGCGUCCGCUCCUGCUGUCG
Molecule: messenger RNA, 935 nt
Organism: Prorocentrum cordatum
Lineage: Eukaryota; Dinophyceae; Prorocentrales; Prorocentraceae
Source: the annotation of a GenBank genome assembly